Necator americanus (New World hookworm) is the source of this 213-nucleotide messenger RNA. RefSeq lists its product as uncharacterized. Bases 1 to 213 code for a protein of 70 amino acids. The record is from RefSeq and is a predicted model, not a curated record. The transcript has 2 exons. NCBI's taxonomy places the organism in Eukaryota, Metazoa, Nematoda, Chromadorea, Rhabditida, Ancylostomatidae.
AUGGUAUGCCUUAUUCUAUUUAUCCUAUCAGAAUGGAAGGUGAAUAGCGUUCCGCUGGUUGAACACAUUCAUUCAGGUAAAGAAAGUCCAAAGAAGGAAAUGGACAGCACUAAAUGGUUGAGAUUGAGUGAAGCAGAAGUGCAGGAGACGUUUGGAGUAGGUACGGAAUGGUACGGAAUAAGCGAGACUUAUAGCAGAAAUUCACGAGAAUAA